UGAGGCAGGUUGGCUUGAUCGCCGUCUGAACCCGGUUUGUUUUUGUUCUCCAAGAAAGUGCGAGUCAUUGAGCAGUGGGUAGGCUCAUCAAGUGGAGGAGUACCGUCGUUUUCUUUGUUUCUAUUCCCAGCGGAUCGGUUUUUGGUUAAGGACUGCAAAAUGGGCCCAGGCUAGGAACCUUCUGGAAAUAAGGAAUUUAGUUUUAAGGAGAGCGCUAAUGCGGCUCCGGGGCUGUCGGCGGCCCGUUGCCCUGUCUGAAGCCUGGGGCUGAAUUAAGCCGCAGUCACCGCUAACGGAGAGAAAGCACACGCGCCGAUACAAAGCAGCGACAAACAACUCUCCCUCUGAUUCUCUUUUGGGAGUACUCUCACUUGAAACGCCGCCAAGAUAGCUGGACCGGGCAGGAAACGUCACAGCUCAGAUCCAGACCCCUGUGGAAGCAGCUCCGGGAGUGGGAGCGAGGUGGGUGACGGCCGACCCGUCAGUGGAAAGUGGUUGAAGAUGGCCAGCAGCAGUACAGGACCCACUGAAUCCGGCCGCAGACGAGGUCAGAGAGGACCCGACGACACAGCCAGCACCAGCAGAAAGAAGCAGAAGGACAGAGUGAAUCAGGAGAGCAGGGAGGCCAAGAGGACCACCUCAACCACCACAGAGGCCAAAAAAGAUUUGUUGCUGGACUGGAAGCAGAGCGCAUACGAUGUGAUCGUCAGACUUAACUGUGGCGAUGCUGGGGUGCUAAAAGUCGAGGAUAUCGACUCUGCCUUCACCGAUACCACUUGCCACAUCCGCCUGCCAGAUGGUCGUGAAUGGAGCUGUCGUCUUCAUGAGGAGAUUGAGGCCUCCUGCACUAAAUUGCUCUUUAAAGAAAAAGCAAACGUUCUGCAGCUUGUCAUGCACAAGAAGAUCCCCCUCAACAUCUGGCCCACCCUCGCUAGCAAAAAAGAUACCACGCCAGUGGACACCCUUCGAGAAAACGGCAGCACCCACCAGCAGUCAACCACAGGGGUUUCACAAAAAUCUGUUGAAACAGAGAAAGCACCUGUCUUGACCUCUGUUGAGCAGAAACGGGUAAAACAAGACCGAGGGUUGAAACGGGGGAUGAAGGGCAAACAGCUGGAGAGCCCAGGUGCAAAAGCAGCUGAGCUUAAAUCAAACAAUAAAACAGACCCAAACAAUGAGCCCAGUGCAAAGCGCACAACACGACUCUCCAAAAACACAAAGGAGCCCCCUGUCGUGUCCUGUGUAGAAAAGGAGCCUCAAUCCAAACCAGCAGUCAAUGGCAAGCCACAGGAACCAGCCAAUAACAGUGCUGCCGCUUCAUCUAGUAAUGCUAAAGACAGUAGGGCUCAACCGCAGGGCAAAGGUCAAGGGUGCCAAGCGUUGCAAAAGGAGAAAGUGAUGGACAGGAGGUCAAAAAGCAAUGUUCAGGUUGAGGCAGAUGCGAGUAAAACUGCUUCCUCAGCAUGUGAGCCAAAGGUGUCACAACAGGAGAGUUCCUCCCCUCUUGUAAGUAUGCAAGCUUCUUGUGGCACAAAUGCUGAAAAAACAACAUCACUACAAGCAGAAAACAAAGAGGAGCAAAAAAAGCCACAAGUAGAUGCCCGGGAUCCUGAAAAGCUUCCGUCUUCUAAUUUGGGAUCUAGAGAGCCUUUCUCAGCAACUGCCACCAAAAGAGAGGCAUCGCCUCAGAAAACUUGCACAGAGGAGAAGAGAGACAAGUCUAAAGAAGAGCCACAUGGAGGAAACCAAGAGGAGUGCAUAGAAGGUCCAGAGCCAAUGGUGAACUUGACGUUUGUGAAGAAUGACUCGUAUGAAAAAGGGACAGAUCUGAUGGUUGUAAAUGUCUACAUGAAAGAAAUUUGCAGAGAGACGUCCAGGGUGCUGUUCAGGGAACAAGAUUUCACUCUUAUCUUCCAGACCAGUGAUCCCAAUUUUUUGCGCCUUCAUCCGGAUUGUGGACCAAACACUGUCUUCAAAUGGCAGGUUAAACUCAGGAAUCUAAUCCAUCCGGAUCAGUCCAGCUACGCCUUCACCCCGUCCCGUAUCGACAUCACUCUGAAGAAGAGACACAGUCAGCGCUGGGGGGGUCUGGAGGCUCCUGCCACACAAGGUGCAGUGGGGGGCGCCAAAGUUGCUGUGCCCUCCAGCCCUUCCUCACUUGAAAAGAGUCAGCCAGGAAGCAGCCAGCAUGCACUUCCUGCUAAAGAAGAUCCUCGAGUAGGAGAAGAAAAAGCCAAACCUCCUCGAGGCCCAGAGGAGAAAGGUCUGGAUACUGUGGCUCCCCGCUCAGUCUCUGAACACAUGCCCCUAAAACAGGAACCAACUGUUACCACGCCCAAGCCCACCUGCAUGGUGCAGCCCAUGACUCACACUCCUGCAGGCAGCGAGAGAGCUGAAGAGGUGGAGGAGAAGAAGGUGUGUCUCCCCGGCUUUACAGGAUUGGUUAAUCUGGGAAACACUUGCUUUAUGAACAGUGUGAUUCAGUCCCUAUCAAACACACGAGAGCUCAGGGAUUAUUUCCAUGAUCGGGGGUUUGAAUCUGAGAUUAACUGUAGUAACCCAUUGGGCACGGGUGGUCGACUAGCCAUUGGCUUUGCUGUUCUGCUUCGAGCUCUGUGGAAGGGCACUUACCAUGCCUUUCAGCCUUCCAAAUUAAAGGCUAUAGUUGCCAGUAAGGCCAGUCAGUUUACAGGUUACGCACAGCAUGAUGCUCAGGAGUUCAUGGCUUUCUUGCUGGAUGGGCUGCAUGAGGACUUGAACCGCAUCCAGAACAAACCUUACACAGAGACCGUCGACUCAGACGGCCGGCAGGAUGAGGUUGUUGCAGAAGAGGCGUGGCAGAGGCAUAAAAUGAGGAACGAUUCCUUUAUUGUUGACCUCUUUCAGGGCCAGUACAAGUCAAAGCUAGUGUGCCCAGUUUGCUCUAAGGUUUCUAUAACAUUUGAUCCCUUCCUGUACCUGCCUGUUCCCCUACCUCAAAAACAGAAGGUGCUGACUGUUUUCUAUUUUUCUAAAGAGCCUCACAAGAAACCAAUCAAGUUUUUGGUCAGCGUGAGUAAGGAGAACUCAAGCACAAGUGAAGUACUGGAGUCAAUAUCUCGCAGUGUGAGGAUCAAACCAGAGAACCUGAGACUGACAGAGGUGGUGAAAAACAGAUUCCACAGGAUCUUCUUACCAUCUCACUCCUUAGAUACGGUCUCAUCUAGUGACCUGCUCUUCUGCUUUGAGGUGCUAUCAAAAGAUCUCACCAAAGAAAGAGUGGUGCUUCUAAAGGUCCAACAGAGACCGCAGGUUCCUAGCAUCACAAUCACAAAGUGUGCUGGCUGCUCAAAGCCUCCUGCAUCUGACGAUGAGAAGCUCAGGCGCUGUACACGCUGCUACCGUGUGGGCUAUUGCAAUCAGGCAUGCCAGAGGAACCACUGGCAAAAUCACAAGACUAUGUGUCGGCCCAACAUGGAGAAUAUUGGACUGCCGUUUAUAAUCAGUGUGCCUGAGUCCAGGCUAACUUACAGUCGCCUCACACAGCUUCUGGAAGGCUACUCUAGGUACUCUGUCAAUGUGUUCCAGCCACCUUUCCAAUCUGGUCGAACGUCCCCAGAUGCUAUUCUGUCCCGUGCUGAUCUUACAUCCAUGGCCAGCAGCGUUUCAGAAUGUCAGGAGCUAGAUGAGGAGACAUCGUCCACUAGAGAUACUGAGAACGAAGUGGCGCAGAGUGCAGCCUCGGAAACAGAGACUGUGUCCAGGCUUCCCACAGCAGACAGGGACACCGUCUCCACAUACACCAGUGACUCAGGUUGCUGUGAGCUCGCCACCAGCUCCCAAGAUUCUGUGGGAGAAAAAGAAACGUCAUGCGAAAAGGCUGUUAAACCGGAAGCUGUAGUAACCGGCUAUCAGCAGCCAUCUGAGUCUGGAAGUGGGAGUGCCUCUCAGUUCUACAUCUCAGUUUUGGAUUCGAACCAAAAGGAGGACAUCAAAGUUGAAGACAAAGGCGAUGCAGUUCUGGAGUUGCUGGAUGACUGCACGCUGGAGCUGGUGUGGAAGAACAAUGAGCGCUUAAAGGAAUAUGUGCUGGUGCGAUCUAAAGAGCUGGAGUUUGAUGAGGACCCAGGCUCUGCUACGGAGACCGCCAGGGCGGGACACUUCACCUUAGAGCAGUGCCUGAACCUCUUCACCAAACCUGAGGUGCUAGCCCCUGAGGAGGCCUGGUACUGUCCUAAGUGUCAACAACACAGAGAGGCAUCUAAACAGCUGCUUUUGUGGCGUCUUCCCAACGUACUCAUCAUCCAGCUCAAGCGCUUCUCAUUCAGGAGCUUCAUCUGGAGGGACAAGAUUAAUGAUAUGGUCGAUUUUCCUGUCAGAAACCUGGACCUGAGUAAGUUCUGUAUCGGUCAUAAGGGUGACAUCCAGCAGCCUCCCAUCUAUGACCUCUACGCUGUCAUCAACCACUAUGGCGGAAUGAUCGGAGGACACUACACGGCCUACGCUCGUCUCCCGAGCGACAAGAACAGCCAGCGCAGCGACGUCGGUUGGCGUUUGUUUGAUGACAGCACAGUGACAACGGUGGAAGAGAGUCAGGUGGUGACGCGAUACGCCUACGUGCUCUUCUACAGGCGCAGGAACUCUCCUGUAGAGAGACCUUCUCGCUUGCUCGGGCCACUUGGUGCUGAAUCCUCUGCUGCGACGGGUGGUGCUGCCAGUCAGGCUUCUAGCCAGACUCUGUUUGGGACUGACCUGGACCCAGACGGAUCUCCUUCAUUGAGCUCGGACGUGACUUCUGACUUGUUUGCACAUUCUGGAGAAUGCUCUGCCCCGUCCUACAGCAGCAUGGAGGAGGUGGAUUAAAACUUGACCUUAAAGCCUAGGACCGUGAUCACCGAUGGCCAUCAUUUAGGGAGCUUUGCUUCCUCGCAAAAAAUCAAAGACAUGUUCACGAAUCUAGCAUGUUGCACUUUUUUAAUUUGCAAUGUGGACAAAUAAAUCUGUGCAUACAUUUCCAAUACUAAGACUGCACAUUAAUUGGGCUGUAUGCACAGACGAUGUACAAAAAAGGUCAAGGAUACGGUAAGAUUAAUAUUCCUCAAACACAAAAAUCAAACAAAGAGUGAUCUUCAAGAGCUUUUCAUCAUGCACAGAUCUGUAGGGUUUUUUAAGAUACAUGUAAAUGUUUUAACACCUAAGAAUUACAUCAUUCACAAUUUCACAUGGUAGGUUUCUAAUAUGUAUGCUUGUAUGUACAUGAGGCGUAACUUUGGAAAAACCCAACAAUGAGCGCGAUCAACAUGAUUUGUGUGGAUGCACAAAAAAGCUUGUUUAAAUGUUUUUUCACUGAGGUGUCACCUGGCCUGAUGUUUUCCUCUGUUAGUGUCUUGAAGUGUUUUGCAGUUGUAAACGUUAUUAUAUUAGUGGAUUAAGCAGAUUGUUUAGGGUUUUUUGACACUCUCAGGCCUUUAGUCAACUUGAUGUCCUGUUAUUUUUUUUAUUUAGACAAUCCGGUGAUUGAUUUUUGUUUUUUUAACUCCAUGGUAGACCUGUGGAAAUGCAUAUGUGAAGUGCAACAAAAGGCUUGAUCGAUUGAGGUGCAUGCUGGCCUACAGUAGUCCUAGUACUGUGUAUUAUAUACCAUCUCUACUUUUGUUUUUCUAGGUUUUGAGUGGAUCGUCUUGUUUCCCCAUUCCUACUGUUUUUGUAUUGGACUGCAUAGUAAACGGGAACUGGGGUUGAUCGUAAGAAUGCUGCUGUGAAUAAAACAAAUGGUUAAUAUAAAUAAAAGCUUUUUUGCGUAACAACAUUAAA
Misgurnus anguillicaudatus (oriental weatherfish) is the source of this 5793-nucleotide messenger RNA. RefSeq names its product ubiquitin specific peptidase 19 (gene usp19). Gene Ontology annotation, molecular function: cysteine-type deubiquitinase activity. NCBI's taxonomy places the organism in Eukaryota, Metazoa, Chordata, Actinopteri, Cypriniformes, Cobitidae. The record is from RefSeq and is a predicted model, not a curated record. Gene Ontology annotation, biological process: protein deubiquitination.